AUGGGAGGGGAUCGAGAAGGCAACGGAGAUAUAGGAGAAACACAAAGUGAACAAAACCAAAAACACCAAGCAAAAGAAGACAAUAAUGGAAUAACAAAUACAAACGCAAGUGAAUCUAGCAAAGCCAAAGACAACUCUGAUGAUAACAGUUCGAAAGUGACCAACUACAUACAAAAUAUAAAAAUAUCUAACUCGAGUACCGGCCUCGCGUUAAACGACAAAGAAAAUAGUAAAGCUAAUCCACUACUCAUAGAUUCUAAAACUGUUGUCAAAUUUUCGCCAGUAUGGAAACAGACCGUCGCAGCAUCAGCAGCAAUAUUAAUGACCUUCACAUCUGGCCUCACAUCCGGUUACUCAGCAAUUCUCCUACCACAGUUGAAAGAGAAAGAUAGCGUUAUUCCAUGGGAUGAGGACACAGCAUCAUGGAUAGCGGCAAUGGCAGCAUUACCAAUGGCUCCAGGGUGUCUCCUCGCAGGAUGGAUGAUGGAAAAGUUUGGUAGACGCAACUCACACUACAUAGUCUGUGCACCACUACUUCUUGGCUGGAUCUUCAUAUCAUGCGCAAACAAUCUAACUCUGAUGCUAAUCGGUAGAUUUCUAACUGGUCUUUGUGUUGGUCUACUGGGACCAUUAGUCCCGGUCUACAUCGGAGAGACAACCGAGCCGAAGACCAGAGGUAUCUUCCUAGCUGCAGUAUCUUUGGCUAUCGCGGUGGGGAUCCUAGUAGCCCAUUUAAUUGGCACUUUCAUCACUUGGCAAUGGACCGCGGUGAUUUGCUGUCUGUUUCCAAUACUCUCGGUGAUUUUGCUAAGUGCAGUGCCAGAGAGUCCCACUUGGCUAAUAGGUAAAGGCCAAGUAGAUAAAGGAGUAACUGCGUAUUAUUGGCUAAGGGGUUACAGCGAUGAAGCGAAAACGGAGUUACAGAAGAUCAUUGAGAGACGUAAGACGACGGACUCAGAGCACAUCCCAACAUGGAGGGAGAAGAUAUCUAAUCUUAAAAGUCCAGAAUUGUUGAAACCUCUGGCAAUUAUGAUCAUAUUCUUCUGUACUUGCCAAUUUUCUGGUGUGAAUGCCAUUACGUUCUAUUCUAUUGAAAUAGUUGAGAAGGCGGUUGGAAAAGGUAUAGACCAUUAUGUGGCGAUGUUGAUAAUUGACGCGCUUAGGACGGUGAUGUCAGUUGUAGCAUGUGUGGUGUGCAAGCAAUAUGGCAGAAGACCGCUGUGCUUGAUUAGUGGCAUUUGGACGGCGAUGUCUAUGAUCGGACUGGCGUUGUAUUUGUACUGGACAGAUGGGAAGCCCACAAACAUGUCCUGGCUGCCAUUAUCGUGUUUGAUGAUUUACAUUUGUUCCGUAUCGAUUGGCCUAGUGCCUUUACCUUGGAUGAUGUGCGGGGAAGUGUUCCCCACCAAAAUGCGAGGACUCGGAUCUGGUAUCAGUUCGGCGACAACGUUCCUGGCGUUUUUCGUUGUUGUCAAAACAGCACCCAGCAUGAUGUCGAACUUGGGUGAAGUUUACACAUUCCUUUUCUACGGGGUCGUAGCGCUUGUUGGAACUGGAAUUAUGUACUUUAUCUUGCCCGAGACCAAGGGCAAGAGUUUACAGGAAAUCGAAGAUAAAUUUAGAGGAUUUAAAAACGAUAAAGUCUAA
Parnassius apollo (apollo) is the source of this 1647-nucleotide messenger RNA. NCBI's taxonomy places the organism in Eukaryota, Metazoa, Arthropoda, Insecta, Lepidoptera, Papilionidae. The record is from the annotation of a GenBank genome assembly.